This is a messenger RNA of Pseudopodoces humilis (Tibetan ground-tit), 4932 nucleotides long. It is a transcript of the gene NGLY1, whose product is annotated as N-glycanase 1. Lineage: Eukaryota; Metazoa; Chordata; Aves; Passeriformes; Paridae. The record is from RefSeq and is a predicted model, not a curated record. Gene Ontology annotation, molecular function: peptide-N4-(N-acetyl-beta-glucosaminyl)asparagine amidase activity. Gene Ontology annotation, biological process: glycoprotein catabolic process; protein deglycosylation. Gene Ontology annotation, cellular component: cytosol; cytoplasm; nucleus.
UCGCACGGCGCAUGCGCGUGGCGCAGCGCCGGGGGCGGGCAGCGAUGGCGGCAGCCGUGGGACUCUCGUCCUCGCCGGGUUCCCCCGCUGUGAGCGAGCUGUGCCAGAACAGGCGGGAGAUCUUCCUGGAGGCCUCGCGGCUGCUCCUCACUUACGCUGACAACAUCCUCCGGAAUCCCUAUGAGGAAAAAUACAGAUUAAUUCGGAUUGGAAAUCCAGCAUUUUCCACAAGGCUGUUGCCCGUCAGAGGAGCAGUGGAAUGUUUAUUUGAGAUGGGGUUUCAAGAGGGAGAAACUCACCUGGUUUUCCCUAAGGAAGCUUCAAUUGACCAACUACGUAAAAUCAGAGACUUAAUUGCUGGUGAGAGGAGUAGCAGACUGAAUGAAUCAAACCAAAUCCACAGAUCGGGAUUCUCUGAAACUGUCACCAGCACUCAGACAGCUGUACAACGGCCUUCGAGACCUGUUGACUCUGUUCUUGCCCCUGCCCAUCAGCAACCAGAAGCAUCACUUGUGCAGUCUCUUGAAAUGGCGGCAAACAUCUUGAAAACACUUCAAACAAAAUUUGAGAAUCUUGUAUUGAUGUAUGAGAAUCCUUCUAUUCAGCAGAAAGCACUAGCUGCAAUUCCCCUUCAGGAAUUGAAAAGCAAGGCUCAGAAAAAGCUAGCACAAGCUACAAGACUGGACAAAGGUGCACAUGUGAAUGAAGAGGACUUCUUAUUGUUGGAGCUUCUGGAUUGGUUUAAGACUUCCUUUUUUCGUUGGGUAAAUAGUCUUCCUUGCAGCAGGUGUGGUGGGCAGACAGAGCCUAAAAGUGACUAUCUGUUGCCUACUGAUGAUGAUCUAAGGUGGGAUGCCAGUCGAGUAGAAAACCAUUACUGCAACCAGUGUCAGCUCUGUAAUAGAUUCCCAAGAUAUAACAACCCUGAAAAACUUCUGGAAACCAGAUGUGGACGCUGUGGCGAGUGGGCCAACUGUUUCACACUGUGCUGCAGAGCUGUAGGGUUUGAAGCAAGAUAUGUCUGGGACUGUACAGAUCAUGUGUGGACUGAAGUAUAUUCUUCAUCUCAGAAAAGAUGGCUUCACUGUGAUCCUUGUGAAAAUGUGUGUGAUAAGCCUCUUCUUUAUGAAACUGGCUGGGGAAAGAAGCUCUCCUACAUAAUUGCAUUCUCCAAAGAUGAGGUUGUUGAUGUCACCUGGAGAUACAGCUGUAAACAUGAAGAAGUACUCUCCAGAAGGACAGCACUCAGCGAAGCUACACUGCGAGAGACAAUUAAUGCACUAAAUAGAACGAGACAAAAGUCUUUGUCAGAAAAUAGAAAAAGAGAGCUCCUGGAAAGGACUAUUGUGGAGCUUGUUGAGUUUAUUUCUCCUAAAACACCUAAACCCGGCGAAUAUGGUGGAAGGACAUCAGGCUCAAUGGCUUGGCGAGUAGCCAGAGGUGAAAUUGGUCCAGAGAAAAGAAAAGAAGUAGUUUUUAUUCCCUCUGAAAAGGAGAAGACAUCUAAACUGUUCCAUCUCAUCUACAAUGUAAUAGAUGAUAGUUAUACACGGAUUUCCAAUAACAGUGAAAAAAUAAGUGGCUGGGAAGCAGGUGUUUGGAAGGCAGAAUCUGUUUGGAGAAAGGUUGAAACAGAUUGGAAAAUGGUUUAUUUAGCUCGAAAAGAGGGGUCAUCCUCUGCUUCUGUCAGCUGGAAGUUUGAGUGCAAGUCAGUCGGUCUAAAAAUAGAUAACAUUUCAGUUAGGACAAGCAGUCAAACAUUUCAGAGUGGAAGAAUACAGUGGAGACUUUGCUCUCCUACAGCAGAAGUUGCUCUGAUAGGAGAUAAAAAUCUUUGCUCCUAUUCAGAUUUUUCUGGAGCAACAGAAGUUGUGUUGGAAGCAGUUUUAAAUGGAGGGGAUGGUGAAGCUGCAUGGCAACACACACAGCUGUUUAGAGAGAGCUUAACAGGAUGUGGGGAAAAUUGCUUGGAGAUGAUUAUAAAACUCAGUGACCUCUGAGAAUCUGAGCUGCAGAAAUGUACUUUGGAAUCCUUGAAGACAUUAUACCAUGGAUACAACAUGAAGAUUUGGUUGGCAAUUCCUCUUCAUCCUGCUGGCAGCUUAUUUCCUGUUUCACUGCUUCCAUUAAACCAACUUGAAACUGCACGUGUACUGAAUAGGUAAACAUCACAGUGAGAACCUCUUUGCUAUAAAAACACCAAAAUUAAGGGAUUGAACUAUAAAGUACCCUUAAACUUUACAAUGAAAAGGAAACAACAUUUUUAGGAAGCAAUACAUGAUUAUAGAAGCACAAAGCAAUUGUAAUUGAUUUUAAUUUGGAGUUUUGGGAUUGGCUUGCUGGUUGUUUUGGGUUUUUAUAAUCUAUUUGGAAAAACAGUUUGAAUUCUGUUUUCCAAUUCCAACAGAUGCUUGUGAUGAUUUUAAAAUAUUUUAAGCAAUGUUAGAGGAUUUAGACAUUUUUUAAAAAAUUUGAUUUUGUGUAGUAUCCAGAAGUGCAGAAAUUAAGUUAAUUUCAAGAUUGCUUCAAAAUUUCCUUGUUAGAUGUCUAAGUAUUAAACCCAUGUUUAAUACCUAGAACUAUUCAGAAGCAUGAUGGUUGCUGGAAAAAAUAACCUCAUUUUGAAAUAAGUGUUCAUUAUAUACCUAAAAUUGUCAUGGCCUGUGAUAUGAAAUUGAGGCUUAAAACUGAUUAAGAACAUGGUAUUUUUUUCUAUGAAAAAAUAGGUUAUUCAAUAUAAAUACUUUUUAAUGAUAUUAAUUCAGAUUUGCUUAAUAAAUCUUUUAAAAGGUAGACAUGUAGGUUGAAAUCCUUUUAAGCUAUUGUCUUGACUUGCUUCAAAUACUAUUCCCAGAUGUGAUGUAAAAGCAUAUACAUUUUUUUUCUGUUCAAUUAAUGCAGUGUUUAAAUUUAUUUUCAGUCAAUAUAAUAAAAAAUACUAUCCAGGAGAUGUCAGAUGUUGCUAUGAAUAAAGCAUGGAGUGAAUGUUCAGAUUAGAUAGUCUUUUUCAGAAUGUGAGGAAGGCCAUGCGUGGAUUAUACAAGAGAUUUUCUAUUACAGAACUAAAAUGCAAAGUUCAAACUAUGGUUUUAUUUUAAAAUAAGUGAGAAUUAAGGAUGAUGUUCUCAAGAUCAGUAUUUUUAAAGAUUUUCUUCCUUUUUCUGACCUUUCCAACCUCUGUAUUGAAGUGUUUGUCAAAAAUAAUUUAUGUUGAAAUAAAUGUUUGCUGACCUUUCAACAAAUCUAAGCAAAUAUAAAACUAUUCAGAUUUUAUUAGAAAACUGCAUAUGCACAGUGAACACAGGCAUCUUAAAAAAUAGUAGAUUAUGGCAGCUCAGAAGUGACAGAACAAUGUGUGAUGGAUUAUAUACCCUUUACUUCAGAAUGUAAAUGGAGAGUUUAUGAGGGGAAUUAGAGUCAGGGAAUCCCUGUAAUACAGAAUAGCACAGUGACAGGGUACUGUAUUGUACACACUGGAAGGGUGUUUAUCAGUGCUUGACUAAUGCAAAGUGAAUUUGCCAGUCUCCAUUUUAAACUACUUCUCUGUUUAGUUUCAGUUAAACGCUUUUUCUGAGAUUUUGACUAGGAGCCAAACAGAAAAUUAUUUUAGCCUAAUAUGGAUACUACAUUGGAAGAAAAAAGGAAAAGGAGGAAAACUCAGGUACCACCAAUCAACAAAAAUGUUUCCACUUAAUAUUUUGAUAGCUGAAAAAGUUAGUGCUUUAAGGCAGAAAUUGUUUUUGCAGUGGAAUUGCAAGAAUUCUUAACCUUGAGGAAUUGCAGAAUUCUUUAACUGCAUCUGAUAAUUUGAAAUCAGAAGGAAAAAUAAAUUUAAAAGUAAUAAAGUAAUUUUCUCAUAAUUUUGAUCAGAAUCUCUGGGGGAAAUGUAAUAGCUGCAGAUAACUUAAAACAGUAAAGUAAUUUAAGUCAAUUUUUAAAAAGUUGCAGUGAAUUAAAAAGAUGGAAAAAUGCCUUGCCAGUCUAAUUAAUGAAGAAGUACUUCUGCAUUUAUGAGAUCACAUGCAAUGAAUAGAUUUUAGGAAAGAAUUAAUAAAUAAAACACUCAGGCUGAAUAGAGCUAAUAUGAAAAAUUUAAAUGGAACUCCUUCAGUUGUCUUUUGGAAUACCCUAUAAACAGUGAACACAUGAAUCUCUUCAUACAUAAGCUGUUUUAAAGACACUAAUUUCCUGUGUUGUUCUCCAUUUCAGCCCAACUCUUAAUAUAUUUUAAUUAAUUAUUUUUCUUAACCAGAGGUAACUCCUCAUCCACAGUUGUUUAAUGUUAACUUAGAAUAUCCUGAAUUUGCAGUAUUACGUGGUGGAAAGAUCUGUGCUGCAAUCUGCUCUAAAACUAUGGGUAUUAAGUUAUGCUGGCAGUGGUACAGUACUGGGUGAGUGGUAGAUGUUGAUCAAGGCACGUGUAGGUAGAAGUCAGUGUUUACUCAACUUUUUAUAGAGUACUUGGAUAGCAGAUAACUUUUUAUAAGUUUGAGGAGGUAGAGAUUAAAUGGGGAAAUGAAGAACACCGUUGCCUAGAAAUGUAUGGCUUAAUACAGGUAAAAUCAGCAAUGUUUUCUAGGAUCCAGCUUAGGUAUAUUUUACAGAACAACUGGCUGUCAACCGUGCCAUUUGUUGGUGCCUUCCAAGGUUGCAACUGAGGUCUAACAGUGAAAUCUUUUCUAUUAAAGUUUACAUUAAUACUAUCCUACCCAGUUAAUGCUUGCAAACUAAUUUGGGGGUGCAUGGUUUCCAUCAGAAUAAUGUGGGAGCCUGUGGACAGAAUUCCUCCUUUCAAACAAACAUUUGUUGUACUGUUGUCUGUCUAGAGUUGAUCAUCCAGCUGUUGAUUUCUUCAUAUCCUGUUUUGAUACUUCAUGCUUAGUAAUUUCCUACACCACAGGAAGUUGCUGGGAAGAUGUGUCCUUAAAAUAU